This is a messenger RNA of Sebastes umbrosus (honeycomb rockfish), 2738 nucleotides long. Its product is annotated as putative cytochrome P450 120. Lineage: Eukaryota; Metazoa; Chordata; Actinopteri; Perciformes; Sebastidae. The record is from RefSeq and is a predicted model, not a curated record. Gene Ontology annotation, molecular function: oxidoreductase activity, acting on paired donors, with incorporation or reduction of molecular oxygen; iron ion binding; heme binding. The transcript is spliced from 11 exons. Gene Ontology annotation, biological process: sterol metabolic process. The coding region runs from base 227 to 1513 and encodes 428 amino acids.
GGUUACCUCAGACAGAGCAGUGACGGCAGGUGACAUGGCAGUAAUACGACACACAGGUGCUGCAGAGAGACUCGCGGAUUAUAAUGAUUAACAGGCGAUGGCAGCGGGAUUUACUCUGAGUUUUAGUAAAGUUUACAGUCUCUAUCGUUUGAGCAAAGAUAACUCGUUAAUUGAAUCCACCUUUAUUUGUUUUUUAAAGCGCAAGUGCGUCUCCAGUCCAACCUGAAUGUCUAGACUACCAGGAAACGCCGGUGUGUCGGUGCUCGGAGACAAGUCUCUGGAGUUCUACCGGGACCCGGUGAGCUUCUGCCGGCUGAGGAUCGAGAAACACCGGAGCAGAGUGUUUCUGUGCCGCAUGCUGAACAGACCGACUGUCUUCAUCUGCUCCGUGCAGGCGAUGAGAGAGAUGCUGUGUGAGAAGUCCAACGUGUUUCUGAAGGAUCCAACUGACUUGAUGACCAACAUGUACGGUGACACCGUUGUCACCACUAAUGGUGAGGAGGCAUGUCUUCUCCGCCUGUCUCUCACCACCCUGUUCACAGGAAAUUGUUUGAAAUCAUCAAAUGAUUAUAUCACCAGUGUGUGUGAGCGCUGUCUGAAGGACCUCUCUCUCAGUGGCCAGCCAGAGUGUGUGUACACUGCCUUUAAGCGUCUGGGGACAGAGUUGGUGUUGGGCCUUUUUCUGAACGUGCGAGCGGAGGAGCAGCCUGAACUUUUCCAGGAAAUCAUGCAGCUGUGCACCCAGCACUGGCAUGGUCUGAUAUCUGCCCCGGUCAGCUUGAAGGUUCCUCUGUGGUCGUCGGGUUUCUCCAACGCUCUGGUCGCCAGGGACAAACUGAUGGUCAUCAUCAAAGACAAACUGGAGAAUGACACUGAGGGUUUUGUGGGCUCCCUCGGUUCUUUGCCGCUGCCUGACUCCAGUUCUGCCUCCCAACAUCUCCUGCUGUUCAUCUCAGCUCUGAUCCCCAAAGCUCUGGCAUCGCUGCUCACCUCCUUCACACUGGCACUCAGCGGAAACGAACAGGAGGAGAUCCGUCGGCGAGCGUUGGAAGACCCUGAUUACCUGCGCACAGUACUGCUGGAGGUUCAGAGACUUUGGCCUCCUUUCAUUGGUGGACGCAGAAUAGCUAAUCAGGACUCCACGCUCGCAGGGUUCCAUGUCUCAAAGGAUAAUGGUGUGAUCUAUAUCAGCCACUCUGUCCACCGCGACCCAGAGGUUUUCCAUCAGCCAGACGACUUCCUGCCGGAGAGAUGGAGCGGAAGGAAUGCAGGCCAGGAGCACUUCCUGUGUUCCUUUGGCAACGGGUCCAGAGGCUGCAUUGGAACUAAACUUACCGAUGUCUUCCUAAAGGAAGCGUGCCUGUACCUGUUAAAGCACUACGACUGGUGUUUGGACCCUCCGUCGCAGGACCUCGAGUACAAAUGGCUGCCUGUGUCUCGCCCCGCCAACCCCCCCGCCAUCUCCUUCACCCGACUGGAUCAGACCGGAUCUGACAGGAGCGACACCGACUAGGGAUGCACAGUAUGUUUAGUGAUGCACCUGCUGAUAAGUUGAGCAAAAAAAAAAAAAAGGAAAAGAUAUGAACACUUAAAACUGUAGCUAGAGGCCAAAUAUGCCUGUCUAGAAUGUGCAGAACAAGCUGGAAAAUAUGAGCGCACACAGAGGGAAGCCAGCAAACUGUGAGGCUUUCCCCCGCUGCGUAUAAUACAGUAAUCGUCCUGGGGAAAGCCGAGGAGCGCGCCGGUUUCACUCUGUGUUCCUCUGCCAGAUAUAUUCCGCAGCUUUUUGCUCGAUGAAUCUGCAACAGAAGACAAAAUAAAUGACUCACAAUCAUUCUUUCAUUGCUGAAUCUGACAUCGCUAGACAGCAUUUUUCGGUCUGUUUUUUUAAUUAGUCAUUUAUUACAGUUUAAAAAAGAUUAACCAGAUCAACAACGUGAAGAUCUUUACCUCACUGAACCUGUCUUAUCCAUCAAAUAUUGCUUCUAGAUUGAAUUGAGAUGCAUUUGGUGGAGUUUGCUCAUCACAUUUUCCCCUCCACACUGCAGUAUCAAUACUUAAACCAAAUAAAUCCAAGGGAACACACACACACACACACACACACACGUGCACACACACACACACAGAGGUAAGCCCUAAGAUUCAAUACCUAUAACUGCAAACCUGUCUCCCCUCCCCCUUCCACCACCUAGCAACCAGCACUGCUUAGCAACAGUUCGUCAUACCGACACUGACUUUAGUAUGCAAGUCUCACACACACGCACACACUCACAUGCACUAACCUGGUUAUUUUUGAAGGCAGUUGGCAGUGAUACACACACCAUCUGAAUCACAUGUAAAUGAUGCCAGAAGGCGUUUCGAGAGCGCACGCCUACAUUUUGAAUAACCUCAGUAACCUGAAUGAUUUUUAGCACAUGACUCAUAAACCAAACUAGACUUACUCUGUGUCUAAUAAAUAGUUUUAACUUCUUAUUUAUUAAUAUGCAAGUGUGGUACACAGUUUUUAUAUUAUAUUACAUAUUCAUAAUAAUUUAAGUGCUGUAAUUGUUAAAUUAAUUCUUCAUGUUGUCCUAUGUUCCUAUUCAUGUAAUGUUAGUUAGUAUGACAUCUCAACUAUUAUGCUACAUUGUUUUUUUAUGAGCCUGUGUGCUAUAUUUUUAGUAAAAAACUAACUAACAUUUGAAGUGUUUUACUGUAGUUGCUUCUGUUUCUGUAUCCUGUCAAAUUUACAAGUGAAA